UUAAUAAAAUUAAUGCUAAUGAAUAUAUAUGAUUGUUUCAAUGUUUGAAGUCUCAAAAUUUUUCUUGUUCCUAUCGUUUUCUUUCAAUAUGCCUAUCAGAUUCAGAACUUUUGGUUUCCAUUACUUCUCACCCUGGUUUUUGUUAUUUCUGCAUCUUCCUUUUUCAUAUGCAAUUUCAUUCGAUUACCCUAAUUUCUCAAACUCUCAAAACCUGAACUUAACCGGCGAUGCUUUACACAUCGAUGGAAUUAUAUCACUCACCAGAAACAGAGCUGACUCUAAUCUUAUUGAUAGUGUUGGCCGAGCUGUGUACUCCCAAGAGAUGCACCUCUGGGAUGGAUCUACAGGCAAAUUUGCAGACUUUCUUACUCAUUUUUCCUUUAAUAUAUCGACGCUUUCACGUCAAAAUGGAGGCGAUGGGUUGGCCUUCUUCCUCGCUCCUAAUGGCUCUCAAGUUCCAGAUGAUGCUUGGGGAGGGUGCCUUGCGCUGAUCAGCAAUUGUUCUUCUUUCAACACUACAGGAAAAGCAAUAGUAGCCGUUGAGUUUGAUACUUAUAAGAACGAUUAUGAUCCCAAUGAUAAUCAUGUAGGAAUUAAUGUCAACUCCAUCAAGUCAGUGGCCAACAUUACUUGGAGUAGAAGUAUUAAAAAUGGAUCCGAGGCUAAUGCGUGGAUCACUUAUAAUUCUCAAACAAGAAAUUUGAGUUUGUUCUUGACUUACGAUGAUAAUCCAGUUUUCAAUGGGAAGGAUUCAAGCCUUUCAUAUGAAAUUGAUCUGUCUAAGGUUUUGCCUGAAUGGGUCACUGUUGGGUUUUCAUCUUCAACUGGUGCUAGCACAGAGAUACAUAAUAUUCUUUCAUGGGAGUUCAAUUCAACUGAAAUUUCAUCCAAGCCAGAUGUUGGAAGCGGAGGCGGGGGAGGUGGUGGGCAGAGCAUAGGUAUAAUAAUUGGUAGUGUGGCUGGUGGACUUGCUGCAAUUGGUGGGUUGAUCUCAAUAUUGAUCUUUUCUUGGAGGAGAAACAGGAGGAAGAAAGAAGAUGUUGAAUCAGAUGAUUCCAUGGAUCAUGAAUUCGAGCAAGGAACAGGGCCUAAGAGGUUCUCUUAUGAAGAAUUGGUUCGAGCCACAAAUAACUUUGCAGAAGAAGGGAAACUUGGGGAAGGAGGUUUUGGAGGAGUUUAUAGAGGAUACUUGUCUGAUUUAAGUGUGGCAGUGAAAAGAGUCUCUAAAGCGUCUAAACAAGGACGAAAGGAGUACACGUCAGAAGUGAAGAUCAUUAGCAAAUUGAGGCACAAAAAUCUUGUACAACUUGUGGGUUGGUGCCAUGAAAAGGGUGAGUUCCUCCUUAUUUAUGAGUUCAUGCCUAAUGGAAGUCUUGAUUCUCAUCUCUUCAAAAGAGAAAAUAUGCUAUCUUGGAAAGCAAGGUAUAAUAUAGCACUUGGUUUAGCCUCUGCUCUGCUCUAUCUCCAUGAAGAAUGGGAACAAUGUGUAGUGCAUAGAGACAUUAAAUCAAGCAAUGUGAUGUUGGAUUCAAAUUUCAACACCAAGCUUGGAGAUUUUGGCUUGGCAAGGCUCAUGGAUAAUGAGCUAGGCCUCAAGACAACAGGGUUAGCCGGAACGUUUGGUUACAUGGCACCUGAAUACAUUAGUACAGGGAAGGCUAGUAAGGGAUCAGAUGUGUUCAGCUUUGGCGUGGUUGCCCUGGAAAUUGCAUGUGGGAGGAGAUCAAUGGAAGCAAGUAAUGAAGAGGCUCAGAUUUCAUUGGUGGGUUGGGCAUGGGAAGCAUAUGGAAAUGGAAGGGUUCUUGAUGUUGUUGAUAGGAGAUUGGGCAUGGAUUUCAAUGUAGAACAGAUGGAAUGCUUGUUAACUGUUGGGCUGUGGUGUGCUCACCCAGAUUUCAAUCUUAGGCCAUCGAUGAGGCAAGCAUUACAGGUUCUUAAUUUUGAAGCAGCAUUGCCAAAUCUUCCUGCAAAGAUGCCCGUUCCAAAGUAUGAUGUGCCAACCUCUUCAACUAGCUCCACAGAACCUUUACUCUCCACUUCAUCUCUUCCCGUGGGUCGGUAAACUAACUCCUAGUUUCUUAGUUUUAAUUUGUAAUUUUUUCAUUAACUUAUAUAUCAUUUAAAUAAGAGAAAAUUGAUGUUUUUAAUUAUUUUGUCAACUCUCGUCCAUUAAUUUAAUUUUUGUUACAGAUGUAAUCCUUUUUAA
Messenger RNA from Hevea brasiliensis (rubber tree), 2206 nucleotides. Its product is annotated as L-type lectin-domain containing receptor kinase IX.1-like. The transcript has a single exon. The record is from RefSeq and is a predicted model, not a curated record. Lineage: Eukaryota; Viridiplantae; Streptophyta; Magnoliopsida; Malpighiales; Euphorbiaceae. The coding region runs from base 29 to 2062 and encodes 677 amino acids. Gene Ontology annotation, biological process: protein phosphorylation. Gene Ontology annotation, cellular component: plasma membrane. Gene Ontology annotation, molecular function: carbohydrate binding; protein kinase activity; ATP binding.